AUUAAGUAAUUAAAUAUUGUAAUUAAUAAAACUAUCGAUGAUAUUUAGGUUAGAAUGACCUAAAAAUAUUUGAUAAAAUAAUUUAAUAUAUAAAUUACAAUUUUUAAAGUUUCAAAUAAAUUUUAAAACAAUGGAUGAGAGUCCAGUUAUGAAGCGACCUAAACCAAGUGACAGUGAAGAAGAAUUGUUUCGUAUGCAAGAAGAAUUUAUAAGAAAUAAGCGACAACCAUCAGCCAAAGUGAUUAAUUUAAGAAAAUCUGAAACAUUUUUAAAUACUAGUUCUGCUGUAGCUACUGACAGUCAAACAAAUUCUAACAAAAUAAGAUCAAAAUUUUCUGAAUCAAAAAGAUUAAGAAAUCGUGACAGGGUAUCUACUUCUCAAAGUAGCGGUGAUGUUAUAAAUCCUGUGAUUAAAGAAGAAGCUGGGAAAAAUCUCAACUCUGGAUUGAAGGAUUUUGUUCAUAAUAUGCAAAUAGCACCUUCAACAAUAAUAUUAGGAAAUAUCAUUGAAAAGAAAUACAAUACAUGCGACUAUGAAUUUGAUAAAAAGGAAUUUCUUUGUUCCAAUAAUGGUUUUCCUGAAGUCUUCGUGUCUAAACACAUGAAAAAUGAUAAGACUGCAAGUUUAUUUUUGCACGAAAUUUCUCAUAAAAGCAUUGUUAGAAAUGAAAUAGAAAAAUCUGAAAAGAUUGAACCUUUAUGUAAUACAGAUAGUAGUGUUAUUGUAGAAGGAUCAUGGGCAAAUGAAAUACAUAAAGAAAAUUUGGAACGAUUAAGCCAAAUGAAUCAAGAGGAUAUCCUUAAAGAAAAAAGUAAACUUGAGAUGACUUUAAAGCCAGAAUUAAUACAAUUUUUAAAAAAUAGAAGGGAAAAGAAACAAAUGGUAAAUAAGGCUCCAGAAGACAAUAAAAUAUCAAAUGGCAAAGCUCAAGAUCAAAAUGAAAAAUCUGUAAAUGCAGAAAAGUUAGUUGCAGAAGUUCCUAACAAAGAUCAUGAAGAUUUAGUCCAGAAUAAUGAUGUUGUAGCAAUGCAGAUAGAUGAAUUAAAACAAGAUAUACCCGAACCUUCAAAAGAAUUGAUGCAACAAGCUAAAGAGAAGGGUUGGGUGCAUAUGGAUUCUCUUGAGCCUGAAAAAUUAAAAUGGAUGGAAAAUAUACCUGAAAAGAAAGAUGAACCUGUUCCAGAUGAACCAUACAAUGCUCGUUUUGACUUUAAUGGUGUAUUAUUAGCAUACAAGGACAACAGUGUACCUAUUGAAAAAGGUCUCCAUCAUCAUGGAGAAGAACCCGAACGUCCUGGUUAUUCUUUACAAGAAUUAUUGCAACUGAGUCGCUCAUCAGCACAACAGCAACGCUGUACAGCUCUUACAACAUUAGCAAAUAUUAUAGAAAAAAGUCGCAAGGGCUGGUAUGAUAAAUCAUUACAACCUGCACCAUUGAUUGCAUUAAGUCAGAAAAAUCUUUUAUUACUAUUAAGAUUUUCUUUGGAUGAAACCUCAGUAGCUGUGAUCACAGCAUCUUUACAAGCACUAAGAGCUUUCUUAUAUAGCGAAGCGGAUGAAGUCUGUUUGGAUAGACUAUAUGGUUUCCGAAAUUAUAAAGAACCUGUUUUAGCAACACCAAAAACUGAUGUCGAUGAUAUAAGCAAUUUAAAAGAUCAUGAAUUAGUGCAACUAGAUGCACUUGCUGCUUUAUUAAGAACUGAUAUACUAUUAAGAAUUAGCUACAUUUUGAAUGAAAUACGACCACCGCCUGUUGCUGUAACUUGUGCAUUAGAAAUUCUAAUUAGACUUGUAAGACAUUCGCCCAUUACUGUCUUAAAAAUGAUAAAUUCUCCAAAUCUAUUGGAAACAAUAAUUGGGCAUUUUAUGCCUUUGUCUACAGAUGCAUUGGCAAUGACAGAUAAUAUAAAUAAUGUGUAUGGUGUGCCAGUAGUGGCUGCAGUUAGAUUCUGUCGUAUCUUACUUUGUUAUGGAGGAAAAGUUGUUGCUCAAAAAUUAAAUAGUCUUAAAAUUAUGCAACGCAUCAUAUCAUACGCCAGUUGUGAUGCAGGGAAGGGAAGUUUUAAUCUUAUCAUCGAAAAUUUACGUUUGUGGAGAACAUUGUUAUUGCAUGAAGAAGCCAUGGAUAGUUUAACUGGAGCACAAUUAUUUCUUGUGUCACAGUUACAGCUUCUGUUGAGUAAUCACGAUAUUCAAAGCGCAUCUGAAUUAUCUUGUGAAUAUGCAGCAGCUUUAAUUGCUGUUGCAAGUUGCUUGCCUUCGCUAAAAGCAAAUAUGAAGGUCUUACUGUCCAAAUGGAAUACACAGCUAUUAUCCUUAAACAAUUUCACGUGGGGAAAUACGAAACUUAUCGCAGAAACGUUAUUAGCAGUUAGUGAUAGUAAUGCGAUUAAAACAUUGAACAUAUCUCGAUCGCAAGUAUUUUCUAAACUUAGUUCUACUUCAAAUUUGUUAAGUGAUUGUUCUUUAGCUUUUGAGCGCGAGCCUUCCGCUUUGCCUCAUCUGGGAGUAUUAACCUAUGAAGGGCAAGUGCAACAUAUUGUGUCUCAUCAAUCUUGUAUGCCCUUUCUUGCAACAGCUUUAAAUGUAUUCAUUGAUCAUUCUUUCAUAGAAGAAAUUCAGGCAGUACUUAGUCUUCCACAAGUCUAUAGAUAUUUGGAAAGAUUAGAAACAACAGAUUGGUGUUUAGAGAGAUCAUGGUAUACAAGAUCUGAAUUGUCUUUUUUAGUUGCUAUAGUAAAUGCAACCUCUUUUGUUAAGGAUAAAUUAGAUAAUAAGACAAUGUACAUUAUUUGGAAAAUUGCUAUUAAACUCGUAUCAUCUUUACCUGCCGAUUGUCCAUCCGAUGUAAAGAAGAUGCUUAGAGUUUCACUAGCAAAGGAAAGAUUAAAUUUAGAAAUAGUAACGAGUGAAUUAGAGAAAUUAAAUCUGAAUUCAAAUAUUGGAGAUAUUAAAUUGAAUUUAAGUUGUGAUAUAUCUGGUUUAUACGAACGGUAUAUAGAAUUAGACGGUAAAUGGGAUCAAGCGGCAAUGCCUAAAGAUUGGCUUUAUUUACCUAUUGUACAUAUUUAUACAAAAUGUAGAAAUAAUAAUGCAUGUAACGAUGAUGAUAAAGCUGUCAUCUUAGCCGUAUUGAGUUUAGAAUUAGUACUACCAGAUUUGGUUGAAAAAUUGUCGCAAAGUUUGAGAUUUAGUAGAUUGGUACUUAUAUACCUGUGCGAGACGCUGUAUUUAAGUAACGAUGUUUCUGCUUUACUUACUAGAGCCGUGUCAACUUUAUUAAAAGAUAAUUACAAGAAGCUUAAUUUUACAAUAGAUUUGCCAGGACUUAAUUCUUUUACCGAUUUGUUUACUGCGAUGUGUGAACAUUUUUGUUCAACUUCCUAUGGUGAUUAUGGUUUUUCAAUGACCUUAUUGGUACCAAUUGCGCAAAGGCACGAUGUACAUUAUAGAAAAUUGUUAUGGUCGGAACAUGUAGGUUUGCUUCGAUAUGUUAGAUUACCAUUAGAACAGUUAGUUAUUCCUUUAAAAGAAUAUCUUUAUCCCCUUGAGGAAGAUACAUCUUUAAUAGAAAGUUAUAUAACAGCGCUUGUUAGGGGAAUUGUUAAACAAUGCUACUGUCCUAUUCCUUAUAUAAUUGCAUUACAUCAUUCUGCUAUGUACUUGAAACAAUCAAACAAAUUAGCGGUACGAAUGAGAACCCAAUUAGAAAAAAUACCUGAUAAAGUUUUGGUUACUCUUUUGUUAAAUUAUCAACCACCUACAUCUUAAAAUUUAAUUAUGAUUAAUGUUAUAAUAAAUUAUUAAUUUAAAGUCAGAAAAUAUAUGUAUAAUUUGUGGAAUAUGUAUAUAUGUUUAAUAUAUAUAUGAAGUAUGUAUGUUUGUCAAUAUAAUCUAUAAUUAACAGUAUUAAAUAAAUGAUUGAAGGAUUAAAUAAUUUAUUUCAGUCGGUUUUGAAAUAUACAGAUGUCAGUAUCAUUAGACAAAAAACUAAUUAUGCGAAUAAAGAAUAGGAACAAUCUGUGUUUACAUUUACGCAAAGUAUAGAGGCACUGUUUGGUCAUUUUCGCAGAUUGCCAAAAUUUGCAAUAAAUCAGUGCUAUAAUUAGAAAAGUAUAGUAAUCAGAAUUUAAUAUUUUAUUAAGAAUUUAUGAUUUAUGAUGUGUACUUGUAUGGCCAUGCAAAUAUGUGUGUAUAAUUAUACACUAAGGUAUACAUACAUACAUAUAUGUAUGGAUAUACAUCAUUUGUAAAUUAGCAUUUAUAAUUAAAGAUUUCACAUUCUUUUGUUUUUGAUUACAAAUAUUUGAGUCAAUAUAAUAUUAACAUAGUGAUGCAUCUAAUAUUGUGCGAAAAUUUAAACAAUGAAGCUUUAACAUCACACAAAUCAAAAUUUAUAUAAUUGAAACAAAAGUUACAUGACAGUAACGAAACUACAUAAACAAUAAAGAAUAACAACUGUAACAAAAUUA
Messenger RNA from Bombus pascuorum, 4473 nucleotides. Its product is annotated as RNA polymerase II-associated protein 1. Gene Ontology annotation, cellular component: nucleus. Lineage: Eukaryota; Metazoa; Arthropoda; Insecta; Hymenoptera; Apidae. Gene Ontology annotation, biological process: transcription by RNA polymerase II. Bases 131 to 3772 code for a protein of 1213 amino acids. The record is from RefSeq and is a predicted model, not a curated record. The transcript has 8 exons.